This is a messenger RNA of Polistes dominula (European paper wasp), 4781 nucleotides long. RefSeq names its product protein trachealess. The record is from RefSeq and is a predicted model, not a curated record. Gene Ontology annotation, molecular function: DNA-binding transcription factor activity, RNA polymerase II-specific; protein dimerization activity; RNA polymerase II transcription regulatory region sequence-specific DNA binding. Gene Ontology annotation, biological process: regulation of transcription by RNA polymerase II. NCBI's taxonomy places the organism in Eukaryota, Metazoa, Arthropoda, Insecta, Hymenoptera, Vespidae.
GCUACGCCAGCCAGCACUCUCCGCCGUUUCCGUCCGGCUGCAACAGCGGCUCUCUCGCGAGAGGAGAUCUCCGUGUUAAGACUCCUCGUCAAAGUCUUUUCCUUCCUUCUUUUUCUUUUGUUUUGUUUUGUUUGUUUACUUGCAACCUACCCCCCUUAUCAACUUCUUCUUUUCAAUAUCGUGUGUUUUUUAAUCAGUGUUUUAAUUAAUCGGUGAACUUAUAGCUGAUAAUUUCUACCAAGAUUUUAGUGUUACCAAUUAAUUGUUGAAAAUUAAAUAAAGUGUUUGGUUAUAUAUAUAUUUGUUGUUAUCAGUGAGGACAUGUUGUUGUUGUUGUUGUUAUUAAAAAGAGUAUGAAACUCGGUAUGGUGAGUGAUAAGGCGAUCGAUCGAUCCGUUGAUCGAUCGAUCGCUGUGCGCCAUCAGGGUGAUGAUGAUAACAGGGUCGAGUAGACCUACUCGACUUCAGUGCUACGAAAUAUAGAUCGAAGUAGAGAAAGAGAGAGGGUGGGAGAGGGAGGAUAAGAAGGGUGGGAGAACAAGUGGGUUAGAGUUUAACAGGGGCUUUCGUGGUGAUUUCGACGCGGAGGAAGUUGUUAAACGAAUAAAAAGAAGAAGAAGAAGCAGAAGAAGAAGCAGAAUAAAAAGAAAAAGGGUGGAGGAGGAGGUGAAGGAGGAGGUUCGAAGUUCGUGGUGGAGGCCUGGCUGAUGCACCGUGGCUGCGGCGGCGGCGUCGCCGGAAGCGGUGCUGCUGCUGCAGGAUCCGGAAGUGCUGCUGUAUCUGCUGCCGUGGUUGCUUCUGGAAAUACUAGCGGGGAUGGGACUACAGGAUCAUCAAGUGUUGUAACACCGGAGGAACGUAUUUUGGAUCAUCAUCAUCAUCGUCAUCAUCCUGGUGGUCAUCAUCAUCAUCAUCACCAUCAUCAUCACAAUCAUCAUCAUCAUCACCCGUCGGCAAUGCCAGGUGCUCCAGGUUUUCACUGGGGUGCCAUGCUGGCAGGGCACCACGCGGCUGCCGCCGCUGGCAUGAUGCAACCACCUUUACCAGCUCCGGGCGAAUACGCCCCGGCUGCGGCUCAUCAUCAUGGGGCCACCCACCCCGCUAUGCCCAUGGACCUUCACGUUCACCAGGGCUUCCCCUACUACAGGUACCGAGAGGAUGCGCUGUGUUGGACUGACAGGAAACCGUCCCUGGACGACGUCGGGAAUCCUACUUCCGUCAACGCACGAUUUGAGGAGAGACACUACGCUUUCGAAAGUAUUCUGGAGUUGCGUAAAGAGAAAAGCCGUGAUGCAGCAAGAUCGAGACGGGGUAAGGAAAACUUUGAGUUCUACGAGCUAGCAAAGAUGUUACCUUUGCCGGCGGCCAUUACCUCGCAAUUGGACAAAGCCUCAAUUAUAAGGCUUACCAUCUCUUACCUCAAACUCCGAGAUUUCUCGGGUCAUGGUGAUCCCCCAUGGAGUCGUGAUGGACCACCACCUAACAAAACUGUUAAAGGUACAAAUCGCGUAAGGUCGGCAGCAAACGCAGCUGUAGAUCAUUUUGAGGUACACCAGGGUACCCAUAUAUUACAGUCAUUGGAUGGUUUUGCGAUGGCGGUUGCUGCUGAUGGAAGGUUCCUGUACAUAUCUGAGACCGUUUCAAUCUACCUAGGUCUUUCUCAGGUAGAAAUGACGGGAUCUAGCGUUUUCGAUUACGUGCAUCAGCAAGACCACGCCGAGGUCGCUGAACAAUUGGGAUUGGGAUUGGCAUCGUCCGCUACCUCUUCCGGUCCACAUUCCUCUAGUUCCGGUCUUGCUUCUCCGAGUAGUGCGGCUUCGGAAGAACAUGGCUCAUCCUCUACAGCUAAUCCUGACGUGUCUUCUUUGAUGUCGUUAUCAGCUAGUGGUCUUUACAAGGGUUAUGAUCGUGCAUUUUGCGUGAGAAUGAAAUCCUCGUUAACGAAAAGGGGUUGCCAUUUUAAAUCUUCGGGUUAUAGGGUCGUCCUACUGUUGUGUCGUUUGAGACCACAGUACACGUUUAGUCAUACGAGAAAAACAGCACCGCCAUUGAUGGGUAUGGUCGGUUUGGCUAUUGCACUUCCGCCACCGAGUGUACACGAAAUCCGAUUGGAGACUGACAUGUUUGUCACUCGUAUCAAUUUUGACUUUCGGAUAGCACAUUGCGAACCAAAGGUAUCUGAAUUAUUGGAUUAUACAGCCGAUGAAUUAACGGGUAAAAAUUUAUAUACCCUGUGUCAUGGUGAAGAUGCGAAUCGUCUUAGAAAAUCACACAUAGAUCUAAUCCACAAAGGACAAGUGUUGACGCAUUAUUAUCGAUUAAUGAACAAAAGUGGUGGUUACACGUGGUUGCAAACAUGUGCGACUGUAGUUUGCAAUUCGAAAAAUGCUGAAGAACAAAACAUCAUUUGUGUUAAUUAUGUAAUAAGUGGUCGUGAAUACGAGAACUUAAUAAUGGAUUGUUGUCAACUGGAAGAUGGCGUUACUGGUGUUAAACGAGAGGAUGCGACAGGAAAUGAUCCAGAAAAUGGUUCACCUGAUGCCGACAGAGGAGAAGGACGGAGUCGCGGAGGUCCGACAAAUCAGCAUCAAGAACAUCCUCAUCGUUCUCCGCCAGAAGAUCGAGAGGACACCAGGGGUUCCGAGAGUGAGAAGAGAGGGAACAGGCAUCACGACAGUAUGUCUCAGUUGCAACAGGAACCGCAAGCAGCGAUAGGGAAUAUCAGCACAUUGGUGGUCAAGUUGCGUCGACAUAAACGAAAGUUACAUGAGGAGGAAAGUAGUUCGAAUGAGGAGGAUGAGGAGGAAGAAGUUACUGAAAAAGUGGCUAGCAAUGAGAGGAACAAUCCUUUGAGUCCGACACCUUCGAAUAAUUCGAUUUCAACUAGCGAGCAAGUAUUGUGUGCGACGAGUCCUAAAUCAAGACGAAGUGGUGAUGCAACAGCUAGGUCUGGGACGGCUGAUGUCGUUGAAAGCGUUGGUGGUGUUGGUGGUAAUAGUAAUCCAGGUAGUCAGAACAAUGUCGGGACUGAUACUGGUCCUGGAAGCGUUGGUGGUGUUGGUACAACUGCUGGGACAUCGGUGAAAGAUUUGGAACAAGCAAUGUCAAAGCAUUUACCUGGUACUGCAUUGAAUAAAUCCAAUUCUCCGAGUCUUCAUCAACCUACAGAUUUUAGUACGGAUGCGUUGUUGAAGCAACAGCAACAGAGAAGUACGAUACAGUGGAUAGGUGCUCAUCAUCAUCUUGGUCAUUUGAGUCCUCAACAAUCGGCGACCGCACCUUUACCAGCUUCCGCACUUUUAAGGCAACUAUACGCGAAUCGAGAAAGCGUCAUACGUGCUAACGUUCAUGGGAUAACUUCAGCUGGUGGUGCGAGGACACCUUCGUCAGGUGGAUCUUAUUAUGCCAGUGAGACUGGACAGAAUGGUCCAUUACCGACACCUCCAGGUUCCGAAGGUUCAAGUACCUAUGGAGAACAUCAGUUCGUUUUAACGACACACAAUCAAAAGGCUUCUACCGGUGGUAAUAGUUGCGGAACCGAUGCUUUCACGAGUUUAGUAUCGUCCUAUUCGACGGCAGGUGGUUAUGCGGUUGAUUAUCAUUCAGCCAUGACGCCCCCGUCAUCCGUAUCACCUCGUGAUAAGCAACAACAGCAACAACAUCAUCAUCACCAUCAUCACCAACAGCAACCGCAGCAACAACAACAACAGCAACAACAGCAACAGCAGCAACAACUUCACCCAGUCAACGUGAUCAGCUCGUACGACACCUCAUCGGCUUAUGGGGAACCCGUGUUGCGUCAUCAAUACGAACCCGCUCAACCUUUACCUUUGAAACCACAAGUCUACUCGGCUACCGUUCACCCGAGUGCCCUCGAUGCUGCGGCAGCGUACGCCUCUGCUGGUCUCGGAGAACAAGCACAGUUUUAUCAUCACCCAGCUGCAGCUGCGGCAGCUGCAGCAGCUGGCUUUCAUAUCUAUCAUCCUUCUAACAAAGCUACGGCGAACAGUUGGUACGGUUCGACGUCCUAGUGGCGUCCUAGUGCUGUACGCGACACGCGUGUACUUAAAUAAUCAUCCCAAUUGUUCUAAACAACUAAAAUGAUGAACAAUCGGACUUUGAUGGGACUCUCUCUCCUCACACUCAUUAACUCUCUCGUAUGCAUAUCAAUUCGAAGAUAAAGAAUAACAACGUGAUCGAUUUUUCUUCCCUUUACCUUCGAGUAUUCCUUUUAAGAAAACAAAAUGGAACCUUUUUUUUCGUUGAUGAAUCUAAACGAUUUUAAUUGGACGAGAACUAUGAUGAAGAAUUGUCGAAGAAGUGUCUUCUCCUCGUCUCAUGUAAAUGGGUGCAUGUAAACCCUCACCCCCGAGUCCUCAAGAAAAAAUUGAAUCCUGUUGUCAUCCCCUUUCGUCUCGUACACACACACCAUAAAGCAAUGAUAAUUGUGCUGUGACUGUAAUCCCCAUAACACUUUUGUUUCUUAAACCAUGCUGAACGGCCUGACUUUAUUUACUUUAAUCUUGAAUAAUAUUGUGAGGUGUUGUUACGAGUUACGAUUUAAAUGGGGGUAAGGGGAGGAAACUUUUCAUGACAACUAGAUAAAUUAGACUCUAGUUAAACCCUUUAAACAUUGGGGGGUAACUUUUGUUUUAAAAUGAUUCUUAUUAUAAUAGCUUGUGACGCAUUUAACAAUGACGUUUGCUGGACUUAACAAAAAAGAGACAAAUUAUUUCGUUUUCCUGAGGUGCUCUCUCUCUCUCUCUCUCUCUCUCUCUCUC